GUCAUCCCCAGGCGACACCGGCUUCCACAUUGUUGAUAGACGACAGCGUGUUUGGAAGUCAGUGUUUUAAAUUUCUGGCUUUUAUUGAAGUCUUAUCGGUUUUGUGUCAAAUCACUAACCAGUGAGGUGCACUUUUACUUUUAUAUUUAAGCCAUAAACGUUUUUUUUGUGGUAUUUUCGACGACAACAGUCCAAUAAAUAAGCGAGUUGUUGUCACCGGAAUCGCUGUCUGUUUGAUUUACACAAAAUAUUUCAUUAUUAGAAAUCUUGAAUCUCGACUUCCGACAUGAAGUGUCAUUACGAGGUGCUGGGGGUGAAAAAGGACGCUGGAGACGACGAGCUGAAGAAGGCCUACCGCAAGCUAGCUCUGAAAUGGCACCCAGAUAAGAACCUGGAGAACGGAGACGAGGCGGCGGAGCAGUUUAAACUGAUCCAGGCGGCGUACGAUGUUCUGAGCGACCCACAGGAAAGAGCCUGGUACGAUAACCACCGGGAGGCGUUGUUGAAGGGUGGCGUGAGCGGAGAGUAUCAGGAUGACAGCAUCGAUCUUCUGCAGUACUUUACAGUCACCUGUUACUCGGGUUAUGGAGAAGAUGAGCAGGGCUUCUACACGGUGUACAGGAACCUGUUCGAAUCCAUCGCCAAGGAGGAACUGGAGCACAGUAAAGAGGAGGAUGAUGAGUGUGAUGAUUUUCCCACGUUUGGAGACUCCCAAAGUGACUACGAUACGGUGGUGCACGUGUUCUACGGCUGCUGGCAGAGUUUCUGCACCCGGAAAAACUUUGCGUGGAAGGAAGAGUACGAUACGCGCCAGGCCUCGAACCGCUGGGAGAAGAGAGCCAUGGAGAAAGAGAACAAAAAGACCCGUGACAAGGCCAGGAAGGAGCGCAGUGAGCUGGUGCGCCAGCUAGUGGCCUUCGUGCGCAAACGUGACAAACGAGUGCAGGCUCACAAGAAACUGGUGGAGGAGCAGAACGCUGAAAAAGCCAAGAAAGUGGAGGAGCUGAGAAGGAAGCAGAAACUGGAGCAGGCGAAGCUGGCAGAGGAAUAUAAAGAGCAGAAAUGGUCUGCGAUGGCUGGACUGGAGCAGGAGCUGCAGCAGAUGGAACUUCAGUAUGGACGAGAGUUUGGAGACACAGAAGAAGAGCUGGAGGAGGACGUAGCCGAGACAGCGGACCCUGUGAACGGCUCUGACGAGUUGGACGACCUUUACGACGACCUUUACUGUCCUGCCUGUGACAAAUCCUUUAAAACUGACAAAGCGAUGAAGAAUCAUGAAAAGUCGAAAAAGCACAGAGAAAUGGUGGCUCUGCUCCGGCAGCAGCUUCAGGAGGAGGAAGAGUCUCUGAGUCGAAACAUGGCAGAGAAAGAUGGCAAGGAAGAGGAAAAUGGAGAACAGGAAGAUGAAGAUGAGGAGAUGGAGACAGACACACCCAGACAAAAAUUGUCAAAGAAACAGAAGAAGAAGAAGCGACAGCAGAAGAACUUGAAUAACUUUUCAGCAGAGCCAGCGGCUGAGAGUCCAGCUCCAGACUCCACAGAUGACAUCACCCCUCCUUCUAACCAAUCAGGAGAUAAUGUGGCCAAGCCGGCUGGCUCAGAGGAACCUGCAGAGGAACCUGCAGAGGAGGUGAAGAAAGAUGAACCGGAACCCAGUAAAAGCUCUGGAAAGACGAAAAACAAAAAAAAUGGAAAAGAUUCCAACAAGAGCAACAAAGUCAAUGGAGGUGUAGACCCCAACCAAGAGAAGGAGGUGAAUUUGCGUUGUGUGAUCUGCCAUUAUGAAUUUGGCACGAGGAAUAAACUGUUUGAUCAUCUCAAGUCAACUGGUCAUGCAACAGCGCUGCUAUCCAACACCACCAGCAACGACAAGAGCAGGAAGGAGAAGAGAAAGAACAGAUGAGCUCAUCAUCAUCAUCAUCAUCAUUAUUAAUAUUAUUACUGUUAAAACUGAAGCAGCUUCUGAGUGGGACAGGUUUUAUAAAUAAUCGAUCAGUCUGUGUGUGCGUGCAUGUGUGUGUGUGUGUGUGUGUGUGUUUUACUCCAGCAUGUUGCAUCAUAUAAGCAGUUUUUGUUGUCAGGAAUGUGCAGAUGAUCUGCAGCACACAGGACUGUAACUCGAGCACAAGUUCAUUUCUCUCCGUGAGAGAAAGAAGAAAUAAUAAUAAUAAAACACUUCACACAGAAACUGUAACGUUGCUAUGGUAACACUGAAAAUCAUGUUUUGUGUUUAUCUUUAGUGCGGUCAAAACGAGAUAUCAGGUCGAGACGAGGGGGCGGAGUCUUAAACAGAUCUGAUCUCGUUUAAUUCUCAUUAAAAGAGUACUUGUGGGAAAAACA
This is a messenger RNA of Silurus meridionalis, 2340 nucleotides long. It is a transcript of the gene dnajc21, whose product is annotated as DnaJ heat shock protein family (Hsp40) member C21. The record is from RefSeq and is a predicted model, not a curated record. Gene Ontology annotation, cellular component: cytoplasm. The transcript has 12 exons. Gene Ontology annotation, molecular function: nucleic acid binding; zinc ion binding. Bases 287 to 1903 code for a protein of 538 amino acids. NCBI's taxonomy places the organism in Eukaryota, Metazoa, Chordata, Actinopteri, Siluriformes, Siluridae.